UUGUUUUUCCUAUAUAUAAAUAACAACUUCCUUAGUGCUCAACGAUCCUCAGAUCUCCUCCUUCUCUGCUUACACAUACUUUUUUUUCUCUCUGUGUGAAAAUGACUGACCUGAAGGCCAAAUUUUUGGAGGUGUACUCUGUUCUUAAAUCUGAUCUGCUAGAAGACCCGGCUUUUGAAUUUACAGAUGAUUCUCGUCAAUGGGUCGAGAAGAUGCUGGACUACAAUGUACCUGGAGGGAAGCUGAAUCGAGGACUAUCUGUUAUUGACAGCCUUAGUUUGUUGAAUGAUGGAAAAGAACUAUCCCCUGAUCAAAUCUUUAAAGCAUCUGCUCUUGGCUGGUGCAUUGAAUGGCUUCAAGCAUACUUCCUUGUUCUUGAUGAUAUAAUGGAUGGCUCUCAUACACGUCGAGGUCAACCAUGCUGGUACAAAUUAGAUAAGGUUGGGAUGAUUGCUAUCAAUGAUGGCAUACUUCUUCGCAACCACAUCACGAGAAUUCUGAAGAAGUACUUCAGGCCAGAGCCUUAUUAUGUUGAUCUUCUAGAUUUGUUUAAUGAGGUAGAGUUCCAGACUGCCUCUGGACAAAUGAUAGAUUUGAUCACAACACUUGCAGGAGAGAAAGAUUUAUCAAAGUACUCAUUGUCUAUUCAUCGCCGGAUUGUCCAGUAUAAAACUGCCUAUUAUUCAUUUUACCUCCCAGUGGCAUGUGCACUUCUUAUGGCAGGAGAGAAUCUUGACAACCAUGUUGAUGUCAAGAAAAUUCUUAUUGACAUGGGAAUCUACUUUCAAGUUCAGGAUGAUUAUCUGGACUGUUUUGCUGACCCAGAGGUGCUGGGCAAGAUUGGCACUGAUAUUCAAGACUUCAAGUGUUCUUGGUUGGUAGUUAAAGCUCUAGAACUCUGCAACGAGGAGCAAAAGAAGAUAUUAUUUGAGAACUAUGGAAAAGAUGACGCUGCUUGUAUUGCUAAAAUAAAGGCACUCUAUAAUGAUCUCAAACUUGAGGAAGUAUUUCUGGAUUACGAGAAGACGUCCUAUGAAAAGCUGACCAGCUCUAUUGCAGCUCAUCCAAGCAAAGCAGUGCAGGCAGUGCUAUUAUCAUUCUUGGGAAAGAUUUAUAAGAGACAGAAGUAGGAAAUAAAAUAAUUAAUGAACUUCAUUCUCUCAUUGGGAGUGAGAUGUCUGUAUUUCAUGCAUUUUUCUGCUUUUUUUCCCCUUCUACUUUAGCUUGAAGUACUGAUGAUGGAUUGUUAUUAUUUUCAAGAAAUGGAAACUCUUAUCCUUUUUCACCUUUAAUAAAUAGUAGAAAAGUCCAAUGAAAUCUUUCAGUAUUCUGCU
Molecule: messenger RNA, 1334 nt
Organism: Solanum stenotomum
Lineage: Eukaryota; Viridiplantae; Streptophyta; Magnoliopsida; Solanales; Solanaceae
Product: farnesyl pyrophosphate synthase-like
Exons: 12
Coding region: 102-1130 (342 amino acids)
Biological process (GO): trans, trans-farnesyl diphosphate biosynthetic process
Cellular component (GO): cytoplasm
Molecular function (GO): (2E,6E)-farnesyl diphosphate synthase activity; dimethylallyltranstransferase activity
Source: RefSeq, a predicted model, not a curated record